Molecule: messenger RNA, 3987 nt
Organism: Capronia epimyces CBS 606.96
Lineage: Eukaryota; Fungi; Ascomycota; Eurotiomycetes; Chaetothyriales; Herpotrichiellaceae
Exons: 1
Coding region: 1-3987 (1328 amino acids)
Molecular function (GO): protein binding
Source: RefSeq, a predicted model, not a curated record
AUGCUCGAGCGUGCUUCGUCAUGCGUUGAGCCAGUAACUCAUCUCCUACUUCGCCGACUGGAGCCUCCUGUCCGAAGCCGUCGUAUCCUUGGGCCGUCUUUUUGGAGGAAUGGUGCAGACGAGCGUUCCGUGCCGCACUGGUGGCCUUUAUACCUGGACAAUAUCAGGGCUAAAUCCCGAAGUAGAGCCCGGGUCGAGCAGGGGCGUAAUCUCGUUGGAUCCCGGCGUGCUGCAGAACAGGCAAGCCACGGCCGCACUGCGUCCUCGUCCUUGAGGUCCGAUGCGCUAUCCAAUUUUGGCCCGCCGCCAAAACGAUCGUCGAGAGCCUAUACAAAGCCCACAAAAUAUGAUGAAAAGAUCCCAAACCCGCGACAUCUUAAUACCAAUGCAGUGGUGGCACACGCGGAUUCGGACGUUGAAGGACACUUGAAGGACUUUCCAAAAUCACGCCGCCAGGGUAUCCUGUCCGCGUGCGUGAACGUGUCGGAUGAUGAUGCUAGCAACGUUGUCUUUGAUCAUGUUGAUCUUUCAAGAGGAUCUGGACACCUGAGCAUCGGACUCUCCGCGCCGACAGGUCCCAAUGCCGACUCGUCGGAUGUUUCCAUACCUGACACGGUCAACGACAUUGAAAGAGAGCUUCGGCAUAGUUUGGACAUCCACGAAUCUCUUGAAUCUGAGGCCAUGGCAACACGAAAUCUCGAAGUGGCUUGGGCUUUGUUCAAGCAACUGCCCCAUCAGGAGGCAUACGCGGCUGAAGUGUUCCGUGUUCUCUCCAGUUCGACCGUCCAGCAAGAUCUCAAGGUUGCGCUACGAGUCUUCAAACUCAUUCCACGUGAGGUACGGGGGGCAACGGACUACGAACGUGCUGCUCGAACGGCGAUUCAGCGGAACGACUAUCGACAGGCGAUAUCGAUCAAUGCAGAAGCGACCUCCCGCCAGUUGAAUCAAGACUGCAGCACGUUUCUCUUAUUGCAUACCGCCUCUCACCAAUUAUGGAAUGCAGCGGUACAAAUUUGGUCCAUGUCCUUCGAGCCUUUGACCCGGGACCGUCAACGGCUAUCUGCUUUGCCAAUUGGGCGAUCACUCCUGAAACACGUCGACAAAUACCAGAAUUUGCCGCUGGCCGUAUCUAAUCUGGCGAAAGAGAUUUUGGAUCGGCGAGCGGUGGUCAUGCAUCAGGCUGGGACUCUCUUGCAUUUGGGCCGCGAACUCUUGCAUGUUCUUGUCAAGAGUGGCAGGCUCAUGCGCGAAAUCGCUCCUGCCUCUUUGAUCUCAACCUUGGAGUUCUACAAGGAACUCGGACUGCUCAAUCCCACGGUCCAUCUGGAUGCGAUCCAUACACUCCUCAGAUCUGCCAGGAGACCAGACCGGGGAGAGCUGGCGAGGCUCAUUUAUCGUCACCUUCGCAACAAUUUCCCGCAAUUCCAACCGCCUCCUUCCAUGUAUGGCUCGGUUUUUUCAAUCCUUUCCGAUGAAGGUGCUCCUUCGGAACUCUACAUGUACUGGUUGCGGCAAUUUGCACUUCUCCACGGCGCCGCGGACAAGAUAAGUUAUCAAAAAGUCCUCACCGCCCUCGCAGCCCAAGGUGAUAUCGACGGUGUCCAAGCUGUAUUCAUGGAAUUGUGCUCCGUGCACUCGCGCCCAACAGACGUUGCUUAUUUCACGCCACUCUUAUACGUGUACGCCCGGUUGGGCAACCCCGAAGGUACUGAACGGGAGUUCCAGAGACUGCAAGACUGGGGACUCAAGCCAACCUUGUAUUGCUGGAACAUCCUGCUCUACGCCUACGCCAGAUCCUUUGCACCCGAGCGAGCUUUUGAUCUCUUUGAAAAAAUGAAGACUGAAGGCGUGCCUCCUGACGUGUACACGUUUGGCACUUUGAUGGGAAUAGUCGCAAGGUCCGGAGAUAUCGAUGCUGUCCUAGAAAUCAUUGAACAAGCGCAACAGUACCAGAUCAAAGGCAGCUACGAGAUGAUCUGUGGCUUAGUCCAUUCAUACUGCCUCAACGAUCAAGCCGACAUUGCUGAAAGGCUUGCUGAAGCCACCACCAAGGCCAAUUUCGAUGGUGACCCGGUGAAAAUGUGGAAUUAUCUCUUGAGACAUUACGCCUUUCAGGCAGAUUCCGAGGGGGUGCUGAGGGUUCAGGAAAGCAUGAACUCCCUCCACUUGAAGCCAGACGAGAUGACUUAUGCCGCACUGAUGGCUGCGCUCGUCGUCAUUGGCAAAACUCGGGAUGCGGCCCAGAUUCUCGACAGUCUCAACGCGAGUGUCACCCUCGCCGCCACGCCUUUCCAUUACUCCAUAGUCCUGCAGGGAUAUGCGCAGGAAGGAAAUCGCGAAAUGGCUGAGGGGGUCUACCGGGAAAUGCGCCAACUGUUUCCGAGGUUGAGCCCUAGCUCACGUCUUGCGAUGCUUCAUCUGCAAGGUCUUCGCAGCCUCGACACAAACGGUUCACCGCAUUAUGCCAGCGACUACCUCGGAGCAAUCCUGCACGAACUGGCAAGCCAGGACCGAGCAACGAGGCUCCCGCAACCCGGGUUCGGGCGGCGUAAACCUGUACAUGCGCUCCCCUCGAUCUAUAUGGAAUUCAUGGCGGGGAUUUUGGCCUCUCAGGGAAGGACCAAACAAGCGGACAAGCUUCUGCGAAGAUACGAAACCCUGUCGCAGUCAUCAUAUCUCGACCUCGACCAAAGCGUCCAAGAGUCGAUCAACCUUCGGACCACUCGUCUCAUCGUCUUGACGCAGCAACGGGAUUGGGGAAUGGUUGAGAAGACGUGGAAUUCAAUACUCGACCGGGCCGUCAGAGCCGCACGCCCAUAUUCAGCUACGCGAAAGGCACCUACCACUGAAGAAGAAACCUUACAAGCUUCCCCUGUCCCCCCCGAAUCGGCGACGGGCAUUGAUAUGAUCGGCGGGCCCAACUUCUCAUUUACUUCCAUGAUAACCACGCCCGCUCGAGGCUCUCCACUCGAUGGACCUGACUUGAAGGUCCUCUUCUCACAAAGACAUAUUCUUGAAGCUCCAAUCACGAGAUACUUGAGAGCUCUGGAUAUUCAGAGUCUUCACCAGACUGCUGUUGAGCUCGUCGAAAGGCUAGAAAAGGUGGGGUUCUCCUUGACCAGCAAGAAUUGGAAUUUCUAUGUCCAGAUGUUGACCCGGUCAUCUGAUCCAAAACACUGGAUCCUGGCCUGCAAGACGUUCGAAGAUAGGUUCCUAGCCAACACUCCGCCCUGGCGUCAUCUUCGUGCUGGCAAAUGGUCAAUGCCGUCAUCGGCAAAAAGCGCUGCAGCUGGCAGCUUGGAGAUAUCCCGUCGUAAAACGCUGGAGAGACUCAACCGUGGACACCUCAUACCAAGCUAUGUCACUGCAGUCCACCUGGCCGCCAUUCUCCUCGAAUCCAAUCGUCGCGCUGCUCGAGGGGAUGUAUCCAUCAACGUAGAACUCUGGGCAAGUGCGCCGGGAACGUGUCGGUACAUUCGACGGAUCCCUCGCUCCAAGGACCGUAUCCAAGGCGGAGUCCUUCGUGGGAGAAAUAUUCUUGGGAACCUACAGAAACGCCAUCGUCGGCAUACUCAUCGUCAACCUCGGCCGAACGAACUCGUCGAGCAAUCGACGGAUCCGCAAUUGAGAGGUCUAGGCGACGGUGGGGUUACUUUUCUCGAUGACGUGUCCUAUGAAGGACAGCUUCCUCGAGAGUCCAGGACCGAGACGGGAGGAAAGACAGGCUCAGGACCAGUCCAGGGUGCUUUGUACAAUGCCCACGAUAGGCGUUUGGAAAACCGCGCCGAGACUCAAGGCCGACUUCGUGCGGACCGAACGGCGGUGUUUGAUGACGCUACUCGCUGUAGAAGGAGCGGGAGGUCUAGUCUAAGAAAGUUUGGAGUGGUGUCGCCAAAGACAACACCUGACGGUCGACAUCGCAGCCCCGUUAAGUCCGGCGAUUCCGGCACGGGGCCGGAAAGACCAGAAAUCGACCCUGGCAAAUAG